Molecule: messenger RNA, 1647 nt
Organism: Gossypium arboreum
Lineage: Eukaryota; Viridiplantae; Streptophyta; Magnoliopsida; Malvales; Malvaceae
Exons: 7
Coding region: 1-1647 (548 amino acids)
Molecular function (GO): DNA binding
Source: RefSeq, a predicted model, not a curated record
AUGCCACCAUGUGAAGAGUUCCCGACUAAAGGAUUGGAGGGUGCACCAAGUAAUGAUAUAGGUUGGCACUUUGGAACUCCAGUGCCAAAUACGAAAGGAAAUAUCGUAUGUAAACUUUGUGGUAAAGUUGUGAAAGGAGGAAUAACGCGAUUUAAAGAGCACAUUGCUCAUAAAACUGGUAAUGUUGCAACAUGCCCUAAUGUUACUGGUGUCAUUAGAGAAAGUAUGAUGAAUAUAUUAAAAGAAAGCAAGACAAAGAAAAUAGACAAAAAGAGGAGAAAAGAUGAAUUCUUAUCUCAAUUAAGAGAAGAUGAGGAUGAACACGAGGAAUUCAUUGAUGAGGUUUCUGCUAUAAGGCAAGCAACUCAAGAAAGUAUCCAAUCACAACACGAGUGGCAUAGAAGGGAAGAAUUCAGACGAAGUACUGGUGGUUGGAAUAACAUUUAUGAAGAAAGGCGAUCUUCUCAUGGAUCAGCUAGAGAAUAUCAUAGAGAAAGAACAAGUAAAUCCAUCCCAAGUGAGUCUGAGUUUACCUUAGAGGAAGCUAUACCUGAAUUGGCCAGAACAAGCUCUCCAUGGUUGUAUAACUUAAUUCAAGUGUCAACAGAAGUUGGACAAGGUGUAAAGCUCCCAACACCUUAUGAGAUUUCAGAUGUGUAUUUAGAGUCAGAGUAUCAACGAGUUCGUGAUUGGGUAAAUGGACUAAAGACUCAUUGGAAAGAAUUGGGUGCAACUCUAAUGUGUGAUGAUGCCUCAAGUGUUCGUAGUAGAGAUGCUGAAUUCUACUACAGUUUGCUAGAUUUAGUUGUAGAAGAAAUUGGAGAAAGUUACAUUGUCCAAAUAGUGACUAAUAAUGAGGCAGCAAUGAAAGCUGCUGGAAAAAAAUUAAUGUUGAAAAGAAAACAUCUAUAUUGGACCUCAUGUGCAGCUCACUAUUUAGAUUUAUGCCUUGAAGAUAUUGGGAAGAAGCCCAGUGUAGCAAAAGUGUUAGAUGAGGCAAAGAAAGUGACUUGCUUUAUAUACAAUCACAUUUGGACUGUUGAUUUGAUGAAGAAGUAUACACAAGGGAAACAAAUACUUCGACCCGCUCUUACUCGAUUUGCAACUCAUUUCAUUCAACUUGAAGAGAUAACAAGACAAAAGCAAGGUCUAAGAGAAAUGUUUAAUUCAAAGGAAUUUAAAGAAUCAAAAUGGGGACAGCAAAAGUCAAGGCCUGCUUAUGAAGCCAAAAAAAUUUGGAAAAAAACCAACGACCUCAUAAAAGUUUACGAGCCCCUAGUAAAAGUAUUGAGACUUGUGGAUAGUGAUGAAAAACCAACAAUGGGUUUUAUCUAUGAGGCUGUUGAUAGAGCUAAACGAGCAAUUCAACAAGAUUGUCGAUAUUUCACCGAGUAUGAAAAGAUUAUUGACAAUAGAUGGAAUUUUAUGCAUUCCGACUUGCAUUCAGCUGGUUAUUUUCUCAAUCCUCAAUUUCAAUUUGGGGUGGAGCAUUCUGAGAAUGUACUAAUAGAAACAUUAGAAGGUACACGAUCAGUAAUUGAAAGAUUAGAACCUUCUCUUGAUACUCAAGUCAGAAUGGUUAAUCAGUUGUUACUAUUUAGAGAUAAACAUGAGACAUUCGGUACUCCACAAGCACAAAGAGCUUAG